This is a messenger RNA of Vigna radiata var. radiata (mung bean), 2946 nucleotides long. RefSeq lists its product as uncharacterized. Gene Ontology annotation, biological process: DNA integration. Gene Ontology annotation, molecular function: nucleic acid binding. Lineage: Eukaryota; Viridiplantae; Streptophyta; Magnoliopsida; Fabales; Fabaceae. The record is from RefSeq and is a predicted model, not a curated record. The transcript is spliced from 7 exons. Bases 1 to 2946 code for a protein of 981 amino acids.
AUGGAAGUAAAACCAACAAGGAUGACUCUACAAUUAGUAUAUAGGUCUGUAAAGUACCCAUUUGGAGUUAUUGAAGAUGUCUUGGUGAAAGUUGACAAAUUCACUUUUCCAGUGGAUUUUGUUAUUCUAGACAUGGAGGAGGAUACUGAAGUCCCCCUCAUAUUGGGUAGACCUUUCAUGAAGACUGCUAGAGUCAUAAUUGAUGUUGAUGAUGGUCAUUUGAAGGUGAGGUUACAUGAUGAAACAAUUACCUUUAAUGUUGUGGAAGUUAUGCAACACCCAAAAGAUAGAGGGAACUGUUUCAGAGUUGAAGUAUUGGAUGAUGUGGUGGAGAAAGUUAGAAGUCAGAUGUAUGUGAAAUCUCCCUUAGAGCGUGUUUUGGUGUAUGCAUGUGAGGAGCUCACUGUUGAAGAAGAAUCUGAAGUGGAGGAGAUUUCACAACAUUUGGAAAAAUUGAAAGAGGAGAAAUCCACUGAUGUGAAAGUGGAAAAACUGGAAAAGGCUGACUUGGAUGAUCAGGAAAAAAUGGAAUUUAAAAUGCUGCCUGAUCAUCUCAAGUAUGUGUUUUUAGAGGAAAAUUCCAAGAAGCCAGUGAUCAUAAGCAAAUCUCUGUCAAACAGUGAAGAAGAAAAGUUGACUAUGAUGGAACAAGACUUUAAACCCAUAGCACAACCACAGAGGAGAUUGAAUCCUAUGUUGAAAGAGGUGAUGAGAAAAGAAGUUCUUAAAUUGCUUGAAGCAGGAAUGAUAUAUCCUAUCUCAGACAGUGCUUGGAACCUCGAUGUAGUAUUGAAAAGAUGUAUUGCCACGAACCUUGUUCUAAAUUGGGAAAAAUGCCAUUUUAUGGUUCGUGAGGGAAUUGUCUUAGGACAUAAGAUCUCAUCCAGGGGAAUAGGUGUAGAUCAAGCAAAGGUUGAUGUGAUUGAGAAGCUACCACCUCCUACAAAUGUCAAAGGGGUAAGAAGCUUUCUUGGACAUGUUGGGUUCUACAGGAGAUUCAUAAAAGAUUUCUCCAAGAUCGCUAAACCCCUUUGUAAUUUGCUUGUGAAAGACACUCCAUUUGAGUUUGAUGGGGAGUGUCUUAAAGCUUUUGAAGUUCUGAAAGAGAAGCUUAUUUCAGCCCCUGUUGUAGUCGCACCAAACUGGACUCAGGAUUUUGAGUUAAUGUGCGAUGCUAGUGAUUAUGCUAUUGGGGCUGUGUUGGGACAGAGAUGUGGCAAAAUUUUUCACGUUAUUCAUUACGCCAAUAAAGUUCUGAAUGGUGCACAAUUGAAUUAUGCUCUUGAAAAGUUUAGACCGUAUCUGAUAGGGUCUAAAAUUAUUAUUUACACUGACCAUUCAGCCAUCAAAUAUUUACUGGCGAAGUCUCAUUCAAAGCCACAUCUCAUAAGAUGGGUUUUACUGCUUCAGGAAUUUGAUCUAGAAACCAAAGAUAAGAAGGGGAGUGAGAACGUAAUAGCAGAUCAUUUGUCUCGCCUUCUUAACACUGAGGUGACUGAUAAGGAAGGAGAAAUUAAGGGAGAAUUCAUUGAUGAGCGUCUGAUGCUCAUUCAACAGAGCCCAUGGUUCGCAGAUAUUGCAAAUUUUAAGGCUGCAGGAAUUCUCCUUGAUGACUUGACUUGGCAGCAAAAGAAGAAGUUUAUUCAUGAUUCCAAAGAAUGUCUUUGGGAUGAUCCUUAUCUCUUCAAGUUGGGUGCUGACCGCUUAUUCAGGCGGUGUGUUACAGUAGAGGAAGCUGUUAGUAUCCUAUGGCAUUGUCAUAAUUCGCCAUAUGGAGGACACUUCAAUGGAGAAAGGACUGCCGCCAAAGUGCUUCAAUCUGGUUUCUUUUGGCCAACCUUGUUCAAAGAUGCACAUGCUCAUGCAAAAGGUUGUGAUAAAUGCCAAAGAACAGGAAGCAUUUCAAAGAGACAUGAGAUGUCACUGCAGGCAAUUUUAGAAGUUGAAGUGUUUGAUUGUUGGGGAAUGGAUUUCAUGGGACCAUUACCUUCUUCCUACAACAACGAAUACAUUUUAGUGGCAGUGGAUUAUGUCAGUAAGUGGGUAGAGGCUGCAACAUGCCAAAAGAAUGAUGCCAAGACAAUGGUCAAAUUUCUCAAGAGACAAAUCUUCUCAAGAUUUGGUGUGCCCAGGAUCAUCAUAAGUGAUGGAGGAUCACAUUUUUGUAAUGCCCAAUUGGCCAAGACCAAUGGCCAAGCUGAAGUUUCCAACCGGGAAAUUAAGAGAAUCCUUGAAAAGACUGUUUCAUCUUCAAGAAAGGAUUGGGCUAUAAAGUUAGAUGAUGUUUUGUUGGCAUAUAGGACUGCCUUAAAGACUCCUAUAGGGCUAACACCCUUCCAGUUAGUCCAUGGUAAAAGAAAGCUUCAGUUGCAAGAGUUGGAGGAAAUGAGGAUGACUGCCUAUGAUUCUUCAAGGAAAUACAAAGAAAGGGUCAAGAUGUACCAUGACAAGAAGCUGAUCAAGAGAGAAUUUCAACCUGGACAGCAGGCAGUCAAGCCUUAUGGUGUUGUUGAAUUGAUGGAUCCAAAGUCUGAGGAUCCAAAUAGAAACUGGAUUGUGAAUGAGUUGGAGAGGCGAAAAUGGGAUUAUGUGUUAGCCAAUCUCCCGGAUGAAAUUGAUGAAGUUUUGGUGAAAGAGUUUUAUGUUAAUGCUUGGGACCCUGAACGUUCACAGACACCUAACACUAGAGCUUCUACGGUGCAAGGCAAGACUAUACGUUUUGACAGAAAAGCUUUGAACAGGCUAAUGCAUACACUGAUGUACAUCUCGUGCCCACUUUGCACAUUUAUGUCCAGCCAUCCCGAUCAUGAUUUGAUUGCCUCCACCUUGUACCUACCAAGUUAUGGGUAUCAGCUUGGGACCAGUGGAACACCGAUGAGGAUACUACGGAAACAUCUUAAUUCACUGGCCACCAUCUGGAGCACCUUCUCUUUGACCAACAUAUGA